AUGGAGACGACGGAGGCGCCGCAGGUCAUCGAGCACCAGCACCAGUCGCUCAACUUCACGCCGUACGAGACCAAGUGGGUGCCCUGCAGCGCGCGCUUCGUGUGCUGCGGCAUCAGCCCCAAGGCCAAGGGCGUGCUCCAGAUCUACGAGCUCAAGGGCGGGAAGAUGGAGGUCGUCGCGGAGAAGACGCACGACUGCGGCCUCAAGUGCGGGACGUUCGGCGCGUCGUCGCUCGGCGAGCGGUCGUUGGCGACGGGCGACUACAAGGGCGGCCUGCACGUCUUCGACCUCGAGCGGCUGGACGCGCCGACCUUCUCCGUGCCGGGUGCCCACAAGGCGAUCAUCAACGGCAUCGACGGCGUCGGCGGCCUGGGCAUCGGCGGCGGCGCGCCGGAGCUCGUCACGGGGUCGCGCGACGGCUGCGUCCGCGUCUGGGACCCGCGCGUCCGGGAGCCCGUCGUCUCGCUGGAGCCCGUCGAGGGCCAGCCCGUGCGCGACUGCUGGUGCGCGGCCUUUGGGAACUCCGUCGGCGACGAGCGCGUCGUCGCCGCGGGCUACGACAACGGCGACGUCAAGCUCUUCGACCUCCGGACCAACGCCAUGCGCUGGGAGACGAACGCGUCCAACGGCGUCACCUGCGUCGAGUUCGACCGCAAGGACAUCGAGAUGAACAAGCUUGUAGUGACGACCCUCGAGUCGCGGUUCCGCGUCUUCGACCUCCGGACGCAGCACGCGGACGACGGCUUCGCGCACUGCACGGAGAAGGCCCACAAGGCCACGGUCUGGCUCGCGCGCCACCUGCCCCAGAACCGCGACGUCUUCAUGACCGGCGGCGGCAACGGCGGCUUCAACCUCUACGCCUACCACUACCCGAAGAAGCGGACGGCGACGCACAAGGACAACGCGCCCGUCGGCGUUCCGGGCACGGUCGAGCUCCUCAACUCGCGCGUCAUCUCGACGCAGCCCAUCGUCUCCUUCGACUGGUCCCCGGACAAGGAGGGCCUCGCCGUGCUCUCCUGCCUCGACCAGACGCUCCGCGUCUACAUCUGCACGAAGCUCGACCGGUACUGA
This is a messenger RNA of Aureococcus anophagefferens, 1071 nucleotides long. RefSeq lists its product as hypothetical. The transcript has a single exon. Lineage: Eukaryota; Pelagophyceae; Pelagomonadales; Pelagomonadaceae. The coding region runs from base 1 to 1071 and encodes 356 amino acids. The record is from RefSeq and is a predicted model, not a curated record. Gene Ontology annotation, molecular function: ubiquitin binding.